Messenger RNA from Condylostylus longicornis, 777 nucleotides. RefSeq lists its product as uncharacterized. The transcript has a single exon. Lineage: Eukaryota; Metazoa; Arthropoda; Insecta; Diptera; Dolichopodidae. The record is from RefSeq and is a predicted model, not a curated record. Bases 1 to 777 code for a protein of 258 amino acids.
AUGGACGAAAUAAUAAAAAAGGUGAAAUGUGCUGGCCGCGGAUACAAAAUAGGGGACAAUGAAAUAAAAUGUGUAUGCUUUGCUGACGAUGCCGUUCUGAUAUCAGAUAGCGAGGAUAACCUGCAAAGAUUGGUUUAUGCAUUUGAGAAAGCCGCGGAGGAAUUUAAUAUGGAGAUAUCAGUAGAAAAAACUAAAAACAUGGUAAUAUCCAAAAACCCUCUGCGAUGUAAGCUUGCAGUAUACGAAAAAAGCAUCGAACAAGUGAUGGAAUUUAAAUACUUAGGAGCACUUAUAACAUCAUCACGUGAUCUAACCAAAGAAGUUAAAACACAAGCAACUAAAGCAUCAUCGAUUUCAGGUUAUUUAAAAGAUGUUAUCUGGAAAAAUAAGCACAUGAAUAUUAGAAGCAAAACCCGCAUAUAUAAGACAUGCAUAAGACCUAUAAUCACUUAUGCAAUAGAAAGCAGGGCAGACACAAAAAAGACCGAAAAUAUUAUGAGCGCAGCGGAAAUGGCUACAUUAAGAUCCAUAACAGGUUACACCAGAUACGAUCAUAAACGCAACGAUGAAGUAAGAGAAAUUUGGGAAAUUCAGGAUAUUGUCAAAUGGAGUAGAAGAAGAAGAAAAGAAUGGAAUCAGCAUGUACAAAGGAUGUCGCCAGACAGGGUGGUUAAAAGAGCAUUCAUGGGGAAACCCAGUUCGUGUAGACUUCCAGGAAGACCACCGAAGAGAUGGCAGGAAUGCUGGACUUCCGGCUCAAUGUCAGAUCAUCAUUAA